Adineta ricciae is the source of this 4851-nucleotide messenger RNA. The record is from the annotation of a GenBank genome assembly. NCBI's taxonomy places the organism in Eukaryota, Metazoa, Rotifera, Eurotatoria, Adinetida, Adinetidae.
AUGGUUAAGAAAGACGACGAAGUUAGUGUUUCCUCGGAAACCAAGGGACCUUUGAAAAGCUUCCAAGCAUUGAUGGGCGAAGGUGAAAAGUUUUCUCGAGAUAAACUUUAUAUUAAAGCUAUUCAAUCUUACACCGAGGCACUCGAUCUUUUGCCACAAGAUGAUGAUAAAUCGACUGCGAAAGAUAUUAAUGAUCGAUUGAACGGUUUAGUAGCUCGAUCAGCGUGUUAUCUGAAGAUUGGCAAGAAUAACUUGGCAUUACAAGAUGCUGAAGAAUCGUUGAAAAGCAAUAAAGAAUUUACCAGAGGUUUGUAUCAGAAAGCAGAGGCGCUGUACGCGAUGGGUGAAUUCGAAUUAGCAUUGAUGUUUUAUCAUCGUGGUAAAAAACUUCGUUCCGAUUUACGAGAAUUCCAAUUGGGUAUCAACAAAGCACAAGAAGCAAUUGACAAUUCCGUCGGAGACCCAAACCGUGUGAAACUUGAAGCUAGUGGCGAUUUGUCGAUCUUCUACAAGAACGACGAGGUAAAUUUUUCAAUUAGACAUGACCAUAUCUUUGCACAUUUGCAUGACAUUUCACAGGAUGAAACGAAAAAGAAAAAGAAACAACCAAUUGGUUAUGUCCGAGCAUCACAGAAAAAAGAUACGACUGUUCAGCGAAAACCGCAUCCACCGCCAGCGAAUCCGCGAACAACAAAACAACUCUUAGGUGAUUUAUACGAAGAUCGUGUUUUUCUCGAUAAAAUUAUCAAUAACACAACCGUAACAAAACCAAACACGAGAUCUGGUGAUGCCAUUUACCAGUUAGCAUCGGAUGGUAUCGAUUAUUUGGAUGGUCGAACACAUUUCUGGCGUCAACAAGAACCACUCUAUGCUCGUAAAUCGCUCAAAAAAGCAGACAACAAUGAUGAAACAUACAAAUACGUUCAUCGUGAACUUGAAGCAAUUGAUGAAUUGCAAAACAUGGACCAAUUUGUUGAUGCUCGCCGUCGUGCACAACGAUUACUUGAAUUCUGCGAGCGCUUAGACGAACGCAAAUUUCCCGAAAAACAACCAGUCAUUGCCGAUGUUUAUUCACGUCUAGGCAAUGCCUACUUAGAAUUGGGUGAUUAUAACAAAGCAUUAGAUUAUCAUUUCCGAGAUCUCACAUACGCCGAAUCGAAACACGAUACCGAUCGAUCGUCACGAGCAUUGGACAAUUUAGGACGCGUCUAUGCUCGUAGUGGACAAUUCGCACAAGCUAUUCAAGUUUGGGAACGAAAGAUUCCAUUAGCAUCAUCUCCGUUAGAGAAAGCAUGGCUAUUUCAUGAAAUCGGCCAAUGUCAUUUUGGACUUGGUGAUUAUGAACGUGCGAAACGAUAUGGUGAACGAUCUUAUGUUGAAGCUGUUGCCGCCAAUGAUCCAAUUUGGCAAUUGAAUGCUAAAGUUCUUGUUGCACAUAGUGAAACCAAACUACGACAAUAUCGUGACGCGGAGAAAACAUUUGAAGAAGCUUUGGAACUUGCACGGGAUCAACAUGACAUGGCUGCCGAAAGAGCUAUCGAACGUGCAUUGAAAGAUGUUCGAGAUCAAAUUGCUAAAGGCGCUGCUGAUUCUCCACCUGAUCGUGCAGAAACAAUGUAUGACAUCAAAGUUAAUAGUGAUGAACCCAUCGAAUAUGCUGAUGAUAAGGAAGGUUUGAUCAAACUAACCAUCUUUGGAGAUAAUGGAAGCUCAGGUUCAAUUGACCUACGUGGUAAUGAAAAUGAUCCAAAGAAAUACGAUGGAUAUACAACAACAUUGAAAAAGAAAGCGUACGAUGCCGGAAAAUUAACGAAAUUAGCAUUGACAUGUACAAAGAUCGGAUCAUGGCCGCUUGAUUCAAUUGAAAUCUCAGAUAGUAAACGAAAAACUAAACAAAAAUUCUUAUUGGCUGAUUCGAUUGAAUCAACAACAACUGUUAUCGACUUGUUCCCUGAAGGAUCAAUCGUCGAAUUUCCAUUCGAUACGCGAAAGAAUAAGAAGAAAGGUAAACCAAAACCAGUUCAAAGUGACAGACAACCUUCCGCAGCACGACAAGCCGAUUCACCAAAACCAGUUCAAUACACAGUCACAACUAAAACUGGCUCAGCUUUGGGAUCUGGCACUGAUGCCAAUGUAUUCAUUACUCUCAAUGGUGAUAAGAACAAAAUUGAUCGACAUCGAUUGGGAACGCCAGAAUCGAACCGAAAUCCAUUCGAAAAAGGCUCAAAAGAUGACUUCAAAUUCGAAGAUACCGAUAUUGGCAAAUUGAAAACUAUUGUUAUCGAACACGAUAACUCGGGUAUGGCAUCUGGCUGGUUCUUAGAUUCAGUUGAAGUCAAAUACAAUGGCAAUACUUACAAAUUUCCUGUUGGACGUUGGCUCGAUUCAGAUGAAGGAGACAAACGUAUUAGUCUCGAACUUGAACCGAACAAGAAACCUGCAUCAAAGAUCGCCUCAGAAUUAGAAGAUAACCAAGAAGAAUCGCGUUCUUCUAUUUCGCCACCUAAUGAAACGAAGGCGAGACCAUCUUCUACCGAAAAAGUUGAUUAUGAUGACUUUUUCGAUGAUGAUAAGGAUGAUGAUGAUUCCCAUGCACCAAAUGCUGUCGAUUAUGAAGUCACUGUGAAAACAGGCGAUAAACGCGGAGCAGGAACUGAUGCAAAUGUCUAUUUGAGUAUGUUCGGCGAUAAGACCAACUCAGAACGUCAUGAGCUGAAAGAAACCACGGAUCGUACCAUAAAUCGAUUUGAAAAAGGCGCAACAAAUCGCUUCAAAAUUCAAGGAGCUGAUGUUGGAAAGAUUAAAACAAUUCGUAUUGAACAUGAUGGUACUGGAAUCGGUGCAGGUUGGUAUCUCGAUUCCAUCGAAAUUCAUCAUGUUCCACGCAAUGAAACUUACAUGUUUCCUGUUGAUCGUUGGCUGGAUACAGGUGAAGGUGAUAAACGAAUUUCACUCGAUCUUGAACCAGACAAAAAACCUGGACAAGCUAAAGAUAGCAAAACUCCUGAUCCUAAAGCAUCUGAAACAUCAAGCACAACAGAUACAAGCAAAAAGACAGCGAAACCCGAUGAUCAAUCCACGUCGAAAAAACCAACUCAAUACUUAGUCACCGUUAAAACUGGCUCACCUAUGGGAUCUGGUACUGAUGCCAAUGUAUUCAUUACUCUCAAUGGUGAUAAACAACGAAUCGUUCGACGUCCAUUGGAAAAACCCGACUCUGGUCGAAAUCCAUUUGAAAGAAACUCCAAGGACGACUUUAAAUUCGAGGAUACUGACGUUGGUCAAUUGAAAACCAUCGUUCUCGAACAUGACAACACAGGUCUCGCUUCUGGUUGGUAUUGUGAUUUUGUCGAAGUGAAAUACAAUGGCAACACUGUCAAAUUUCCUGUUGGACGUUGGCUCGAUUCAGAUGAAGGUGACAAACGUAUUAGUCUUGAACUUGAACCCAACAAGAAGCCCUCAGCCAAUACGACAACAGAUGAUUCACACGCACCGGAUGCUGUUGACUACGAGGUAACAGUGAAAACAGCGAAGAAAAAAGGAGCAGGCACAGAUGCCAAUGUAUAUCUGGGCAUGUAUGGUGACAAGACCAAGACAGAACGACAUCAGUUAAAAGAAUCAAUAGAAAAAAGUCGAAAUCUCUUCGAAUCGGGCGCUACAAAUCGCUUUAAAAUACAUGCAGCAGAUGUUGGCAAAAUUAAAUCUAUUCGUAUCGAACAUGAUGGUACUGGAAUUGGCGCUGGUUGGUAUCCCGAAUCGAUCGAAAUUCGUCAUAUCCCACAUAACGAAACCUACUUCUUCCUAAUUGAUCGUUGGUUAGAUUCAGGUGAAGGUGACAAAAGAAUUUCAAUCGAUGUUGACGCAUCUCAAAAGCCUGGGCAAUCCAGUGACAGUAAAUCACCAGAUCCAGCCCCAACCAAAAAAGAAGCCACUCCAGCUAAGAGCGAACCAGCUCCAACUAAGACUGAACCAGCUCCAGCUAAGAGUGAACCAGCUCCAAAAGCAACCACAACAACUCAAGCUCCUUCUGAUCCUAAUAAAAAAACUAAGUAUACAGUUACAACGAAAACAGGUUCCGCAUUGGGCGCAGGCACUGAUGCCAAUGUUUACAUCACUCUCAACGGUGAUAAGAACAAAGUCGUUCGACAAUCACUGGAGAAACCUGAAGACGGUUGGAAUCCAUUUGAACGAAAUGGGAAAGACGAUUUUGUUUUCAACGAAGUCGAUAUCGGUCAAUUGAAAACUAUCAUUAUCGAACAUGAUGGUACUGGUUCGGGUGCCGGAUGGUUUUGCGAUUUUGUUGAAGUAAAAUACAAUGGCAAUACUAUCAAAUUCCCUGUUGGACGAUGGCUUGAUGUAGAUGAAGGUGACAAACGUAUCAGUCUCGAACUUGAACCAAAUAAGAAACCUCCAGCAAAAAUCAUAACCGAUACUUCGAAAGCUGGUAAUAAUGUCGAAUACGAAGUGACAGUGAAAACAGCGAAAAAGAGCGGAGCAGGAACGGAUGCAAAUGUCUACCUGGGCAUAUUUGGUGAACAAGGCAAAGUGGAAAGACAACAAUUGAAAGAACCCAUGGAUAAAAGUCGAAAUCUAUUCGAAUCGGGAGCCACAAAUCGUUUUAAAAUUAAUGCGCCAGAUGUUGGAAAGAUCACAACUAUUCGACUCGAACACGAUGGUACCGGACUUGGUGCCGGUUGGUAUGUGGAUUCCGUUGAAGUUCGCCAUGUUUCACACAAUGAAACUUACAAAUUCCCUAUUGAUCGUUGGUUGGACGCUGGUGAAGGUGACAAACGAAUUUCACUUGAUCUUGAACCAAACAAAAAACCUGGACAACUGAAAUGUAAGAAUUAG